AUGAACAGGCUGGAUCCUGCGCUUUAUACGAUCGCGUGGAUCGCCCCGUUGGAAAUCGAGGCUCGGGCCGCCUUCCACAUGCUCGACAAUGAACACAAAGGCCAGUUUCCCGUCAGCCGAGGCGACGAUUACGUCUUUGAAGCGGGAGAUAUCAACGGGCACAACAUCAUCAUUGCGACCCUACCUGCAGGCCAGGAGUAUGGCACUGGCUCAGCUGCGGCUCUCGCGAGUCAGGUCAAGAAGUUCUUUCCUAAUCUCUGGAUCGGCUUGCUCGUCGGCGUUGCAGCCGGACUUCCAAAUCUUGACAAAAUCCCCCCCCUCGACAUCCGCCUUGGAGACGUCCUGGUCGGCCUCCCAGAGGGCGAGAGUGCAGGGCUUAUUGCAUAUGAGCUCGGCAAGGAAACUGCCCAUGGAUUUCAGCCGCUGCAACUUGGUCGUGUUCUGGCCAAUACCGAGACUGUCAUCCGAUCGGCGAUCGCAAUGAUCAAAAGGAGGUGGCCCAAGGAUGUCGACCUAUUCUUGCCUCUUUAUGAGGCAAUGAAGGACGAGAGGCACCCUGGGGGUACUUUUCAGGAUCCCGGCCAGGACAAAGAUAUUCUCCAUCGCAUUGACAGCGAUGGCACCACUCAUGUCGUGACGCGAAGCGAGCGGUCAGCGGGCAACCGUACCCGCGUGUGGUAUGGCCCAAUCGGGUCUGGCGACAAGCUUGUCAAGAAUGGACAGGUGCGGAAUGAGCUGAGGGACAAGUACAACAUCAUUGGGCUGGAGAUGGAGGCAGCUGGUACUAUGAAUCGUAUUCCUGUCGGUGUCAUUCGGGGUGUUUGUGACUAUGGGGACGAACACAAGAACAAGGACUGGCAACCAUAUGCUGCCGCAAUGGCUGCUGCUUAUGCCAAGGCAGUCUUGUAUCAUCUGGGUCCUGGAGAUGCCGUUUCUAGGCAGCGUGGUGAGUAG
Messenger RNA from Fusarium vanettenii 77-13-4, 954 nucleotides. RefSeq lists its product as uncharacterized. Bases 1 to 954 code for a protein of 317 amino acids. The record is from RefSeq and is a predicted model, not a curated record. Gene Ontology annotation, biological process: nucleoside metabolic process. Lineage: Eukaryota; Fungi; Ascomycota; Sordariomycetes; Hypocreales; Nectriaceae. The transcript has a single exon. Gene Ontology annotation, molecular function: catalytic activity.